CGCAGACUUGACGGUAGACUUUUAGAAUUACUCGGGAUUUUAUCAUACUGUGUGAGUAAUCUUUACGACUAAAUGUGACUGUAUAGGUAAAUAUGGAGAAGGUGGAGUCAGCACUAGACGUGUUAUCGCGUGCUGCAACGAUGGUGCAGCCGUGCCCCGCAUACCCUGCCAGCGACUCUGACAGCUUCGAGACUCCAAGCACUGCAUCCAGUGGCGAGUCUGAGGGUGAUCGCACUCUAUCUCCUGAGACGCCCCGAGUGCAGCCCAAGGAACUCACUGGCAAAUGGCGCAGGGAGAGACGGAAUACUCGUCUUCCGGAUUACAGGCCUAGGGAGAACGGUAAGAUGGCGCUCCGGUCGCAGUCUUUCAAUGAGCGGCGCUGUGUAGCGUCUGUUGCGCGGGCGCAGCCGCACAGUGAUGGAGAACUAUCGGACGAAACUGAAGAAGGACCCGCUAACUUGGCAAUUAAUGGAAAACGAGCACCUCCAGAAUACCCGGGUGGAAAGCACGAGGCUCCGAUUGACAUGCGCCUGCGAUCCCGGCCCGCACCGCCUCCAUACACGAGGCCAUCUGUCAUCACAAAGAGCAAUGAUACUCCACCAGGUUCCAUGUCGAUGUGCGAUCCGGUCAUCGAUGAACAUUUCCGGCGUUCACUGGGCGACGACUACAUGAACUUAUUUAAGAAAAACAACCCAGAAACUGCACAGCCUACACCAAAACCUAACAUGAAGGACCGAGCGAGCAGCCCUAUACAAUUCAAAACUGAAGAGCUCCCGAAACCAACAAAAAUAAUCGCAAUGGAGGUAGACGACGCGAGUAUGUCUGUAGACGAUCACUUCGCAAAGGCGUUAGGCGACACCUGGAGGCAAAUACAGACUUCAAGAUUAAAAGAUAACGAAAAAGUACAGCCAGCGAGCAAGGGAGGCGUCGAUGACCACUUCAGUAAAGCCCUCGGCGAAACGUGGAAACAAAUCCAAUCGUCGAAACUCAACUUAGACACAGAUAACGAAAAACCUAAAGAUCAAACGACGAAAAUUAUUUCAAGGAGCGGAGUAGUAAUAUAAUAACGGCAGUUAAGAAGCUAGGUGGUUCGGUUUACGGCCUUGUAAAAUUUACGAGGCAUUUUCAUGAUACUAACUGGAGUAUCAAUAAAUUCCCACUUGUUUUACAUAAAGAAAGCUAUUAUUUUGAUAAUGGGUACGAAGUGUGUGCCAGUUGUUACGGUGCCUUCACACCUGGCUGGCGGUACUUACCAAAAUGUUUAUUCCAAUAUUUUCUGUUCCUCGGUAUGUUUAGAACGAUGUCGUUACUCUUGGCAGUCGCCAUUGUUUAUCGUAAAAUGUUCAAGAUAACAAAAUGUCAAUAACACGUUAUAGCGGUUAAUAAAAACAUUGUAAAACGUGGUUGGAGGCACCUUUAUGUUUAAUAAAUAUCGAAAUCCAUGACAAUUCUGUUACCUUAGGUAUUCUGGUAAUAUUUUUGUAUUGUUAUUUAAUUGUAAAUGAUAUAUAAAUAGUCAAUUAGUCACCAGUUACACAUUGUAAGUUAUUACCUCAAUAUGAGCGCUUUUGCACAAUUCACUAAUAGAUUUAAGAAAUAAUGUUGUAAAUAAUAGUCAUUGUAUGGUUGAGAGAGUAAGUAAGGAUAUUUAUGAAAGGAGAUAUUUAGAUAUGGUUGACUAAUUGUGUUUCAUUUCAACAUUAAAUGUUCCUCGUGUGAAUGUGUGUGUGUGUGCAAGUAAAACUUCGAAUGUUCUGUAAUGCCCAUCGAAAUUUUACCCACGUGAAGUGUGAGUUAUCGUGUCAGAGUGUAGAUACUUUAUUUUGAUAUUCGAUUAGUGUGUGUAUGAAGAGUAACUAAGUAGUAAGGAAUGCAAAUAUAAUGUUUAUAAGCUUGCUGAGAAAAAUAUUAUAGCAAUGUUACUUUGUUUAUGAUUUAGUUGAUUGAUUGUUUUGAUUUUUACUCACUAU
This is a messenger RNA of Spodoptera exigua (beet armyworm), 1970 nucleotides long. NCBI's taxonomy places the organism in Eukaryota, Metazoa, Arthropoda, Insecta, Lepidoptera, Noctuidae. The record is from the annotation of a GenBank genome assembly.